CUUUUUUUGUUAUCAUCAUUGUUUAAUUUGUUAUCUUUCCCAUUUCUUUCAUUUCUUCAAUUCUUUUCUUCUUCUUUUCUUCUAUUACUUUCUUCAUCCACUCCAAUCUCAUCAUAAGCAUUUGCAUUUGAUAUGGCGUUAUCCAACAAUUCAGCUGCAGCCACUCAGGUCAUGGAUGGCACUGGCGUUAUCCAGCUGGAUCCAUGGCUGGAACCCUACAAGGAAUCUCUGAAGCAAAGAUAUGCCGCAUAUAAAAAAUGGAAGGAUAUCAUCGACCAGCAUGGUGGUUACGAAAAGUUCACUCGAGGCUAUGAAUACCUUGGAUUUCAAAUCUCGGAUAAAGGGAUCACUUACAGAGAAUGGGCCCCCAAUGCGAAAGAAGCUUUUCUCUUUGGCGACUUUAACCAAUGGAACCCUUCGAGUCACCCUAUGAAGAAGGAUGCAUAUGGCGUGUUUGAGAUCUUUUUGCCAAACAAGGCUGACGGAACACCAGCAAUUGCUCACAACAGCAAAGUCAAGAUUACCAUGAUCAAGCCUAAUGGGGAACGUAUUGACCGUUUGCCUGCGUGGAUUCUCCGCGUCACUCAGGAUCUGAGCGUUUCACCUACUUAUGACGCUGUCUUUUGGAAUCCACCAAAGAAGUAUCAGUGGAAAAACAAGGCGCCACCCAAGCCAAAGAGCAUCAAAGUAUACGAAGCUCAUGUGGGUAUUGCGACUCCGGAGGGUCGUGUUGGCCAAUUUACUGAAUUCACUGCAAAUGUGCUACCCAGGAUUAAAAAGCUGGGAUACAACACAAUUCAGCUUAUGGCCAUUAUGGAACACGCUUACUACGCCUCCUUUGGAUAUCAGGUUACUAGCUUCUUUGCUGCGAGCAGUCGUUAUGGUACUCCUGAGGAACUCAUGGAGCUCAUCGACACAGCCCAUGGUAUGGGAAUCACUGUCCUCUUGGACGUUGUUCAUUCCCACGCCUGCAAGAAUGUUCUCGAUGGACUUAACGAGUUUGAUGGAAGUGAUCACCAAUACUUCCAUGGGGGAGAAAAGGGACGCCAUGAGCUUUGGGACUCUCGUCUCUUCAACUAUGGCAAUUAUGAGACUAUGCGAUUCCUGUUGAGCAAUUUGAGAUUCUAUAUGGACCGAUAUGCCUUUGACGGGUUCAGAUUUGAUGGAGUGACUAGCAUGAUGUAUGUCCAUCACGGUAUUGGUUACGGAUUCUCGGGCAACUACCACGAAUACUUUGGUAACUUGGUGGACAUUGAAGCCGUCGUGUAUUUGAUGGUCGCCAAUGAUAUGCUGCAUCAGCUCUAUCCAAAUUGCAUCACAGUUGCUGAAGAUGUCUCUGGAAUGCCUACGCUUUGCAGACCUGUCUCGGAGGGCGGUAUCGGAUUUGACUAUCGCCUGUCGAUGGCAAUCCCUGAUAUGUGGAUCAAACUGCUAAAAGAAAAGUCUGACGAUGAAUGGGACAUUGGUAAUAUUGUCUUUACUCUCACCAAUAGGAGAUACAAGGAGCCCUCCAUUGCCUAUUGUGAGUCGCACGACCAAGCUCUGGUUGGAGACAAGACGAUUGCUUUCUGGCUCAUGGACAAGGAGAUGUACACUCACAUGAGUGUUCUAACUGAACUCACACAUAUCAUUGACCGUGGUUUGGCUCUUCAUAAGAUGAUCAGGUUGGUUACGCAUGCUCUCGGAGGGGAGGGUUAUUUGAACUUUAUCGGAAACGAGUUUGGUCAUCCAGAGUGGCUCGAUUUUCCGCGAGAUGGCAACAACUCGUCAUUCCACUAUGCUCGUCGGCAAUGGAACGUAGUUGACGACGACCUGCUUCGAUACAAGCAACUCAACGACUUUGACGCUGCCAUGAACAAUGCCGAAUCCCAAGUCGGAUGGCUCAGCGCCCCACAGGGCUUCGUGUCCUGGAAGCACGAGCAAGACAAAGUCCUGGCCUUUGACCGCGCGGGUGCUGUCUUCAUCUUUAAUUUCCACCCUUCAAAGUCCUUUACUGACUAUCGCGUUGCUGUUCCUGCCCCUGGAAAAUACAAGGUCUUACUAAACACAGACGAAUCACGUUUUGGAGGUCAUAACCGUGUCCAAAAUGACAGCGUAUACUUCUCCACACCGGAAUCCUGGGCAGGUC
Molecule: messenger RNA, 2128 nt
Organism: Lobosporangium transversale
Lineage: Eukaryota; Fungi; Mortierellomycota; Mortierellomycetes; Mortierellales; Mortierellaceae
Product: putative glycogen branching enzyme GbeA
Exons: 9
Biological process (GO): glycogen biosynthetic process
Cellular component (GO): cytoplasm
Molecular function (GO): 1,4-alpha-glucan branching enzyme activity; cation binding; hydrolase activity, hydrolyzing O-glycosyl compounds
Source: RefSeq, a predicted model, not a curated record